Molecule: messenger RNA, 580 nt
Organism: Epinephelus moara (kelp grouper)
Lineage: Eukaryota; Metazoa; Chordata; Actinopteri; Perciformes; Serranidae
Gene: snrpe
Product: small nuclear ribonucleoprotein polypeptide E
Exons: 5
Coding region: 126-404 (92 amino acids)
Biological process (GO): spliceosomal snRNP assembly; mRNA splicing, via spliceosome
Cellular component (GO): U4 snRNP; U5 snRNP; U2 snRNP
Molecular function (GO): RNA binding
Source: RefSeq, a predicted model, not a curated record
GGAAGCAACCGAAGCUACCCGCCAUUAAAGAAACACCACAACGUGAGUGUUUCGUUGAAGAGCUCUCUUUUCAAAAGGGCCAAUUUUUUUACACAUACCUACUGCUGGUAUUUUUUCGUGGAGAAAUGGCGUACAGAGGACAAGGACAGAAGGUCCAGAAGGUUAUGGUGCAGCCCAUUAACCUAAUUUUCAGGUAUCUACAAAAUCGCUCUCGGAUCCAGGUUUGGCUGUAUGAACAGGUGAACAUGCGGAUAGAGGGCUGCAUUAUUGGUUUUGAUGAGUACAUGAACCUGGUUCUAGAUGAUGCCGAGGAAGUCCACAUGAAGACUAAGAACAGAAAGCCGCUGGGGAGGAUCAUGUUGAAAGGAGACAACAUCACCUUGUUGCAGAGCGUCUCCAACUAGGACAAGGGAGACACCCAAGAAUCUCACCUCUCCGAGAAUCCCAUCUUACCUUUCCUAGAAAGAAAGAAUUUCCCAUUUUUGUUUUGUUUUUGCAAAUGAUGUUGGAUAUGUUUGUGUUCAUAUAACAUGAAUGUUGUUUUUGAUUUAUGUUUUUGAGAAUAAAUUCGUUUUUCUUA